AUGAAGAAGCGAGCCGAGGAUACCGCACUGACGCCGACAGUAAGCAACGCGGAUGCCGUUGUAGGCGGUCAAGCGACAAUCAACGUCACUGCUGCUCAUUCCCCACCUCUUCCUGCCGUAUCUGUAGCCAUGCUGAGUAAGACGGAGCAGAGCCGAGUCGAUUAUCGCGGCGGCAAGGGCGAGUUGCUGAGCUUAGGCGAGAUGUAUCUAAAUGAACUGUCGGACAUCUUUGUGUUUGAAGUGACCAAUCAAAAGACGCACAACUUGAAGCUCCAGCUGCGUGUGGAGCUGCGUAUGCCGUUCCAGAACAGUCAAUGGGGAUUUCAGCUCGAGAAUGAGAACGUCAGCAUCAUGCAGCGGGAGCUGCAGCAGGAAAAAGACCGUGCCGUGGCUAAGGAUGAGUUUAAUCACGUACCAUUUUCAGUACUGCGGUCAUGUUCAAAAGCUGCGCUCUGUGCCGAGAACGUGUAUUUGUGUGAAGGCUACAACGAGCUCUUUAACCAUAUUGGGACGGUCAACGAGAUCGAGUUGGCGCCAAGAGAGAGCAAACGGAUUGUGCUCUCGAUGUAUACCAAGCUGACUUCGCAGCAUAAUGCAACGGGAAAUGCAGUUUAUGCGGCGGCUGAGGACUCGUCAGAGGAAGAGCGUGCGCAUCUCAGCGAAACGUCGUGUUUUGUUCUGUCUGGAAGAUUGAUCCUCCAGCCUUCUUAUGUUGACGGCAGUGGUAUCAGCAGGCUGCCGACCCCGGAGAUGUUGGUGCCCUUGCAAGGACACGUGUGUCGCUCGUUGCUACGAUUGGAUGUCAAGGAGCUGCAUUUUGAUGAUUGCGUACCGGGUGGAUCGUUCGUCAAGGAUUUUACUGUGUGGAACCGCUCGGAGAUUCCAUUGUUGUUCAAGUUGGUCUCGCCAAUGACCCCAUGGAGUGAGAAUAAGGAGCUGCUUGUAUGUACGGACUACAAUUCUGGAUAUGUUAUUGGAGACAAAACGUUGCAAGCUGCCGCGUAUGGACAUGUGCGGAUUCGCGUCACAUUUCGUCCGACAGAGAUCGGAGAACUUUUUUUCGAGAUUCAGGCUCAAAAUUUGCACGACUCCAGGAACGUGAAGAUUCUUAGAAUUCAUGCCAUUACAAAUCAAGAACAUCACAGGGAAGGGCUAUCUAUUAAAGAACCAAGCGGUUCAUACCUUAUGAGUGGAAGUCGGUUGGAUUUUGGUGAUUGCUAUACUGGCAUUGCCAGCUCCAAAAUAAUUGUUAUGCGCAACAUGACCGAAGUAGCAUUGCAUGUUGAUCUGACCAGCGAUCGCCCCAAGGAAAUUACUUUUGAGAUGAAGCUGCAGCAAAACCGUUCGCGCGUUCCAAGGGCCCCACGCGUUGACGAACUUCUUUCUCCCACACAUUCAGACGACGGAACGAGUCCGAAAGGAUCAUUAUUGCCUGAUGGAAGCAAGGUGCCACUCUCGUUUCCAAACACAGACGCAUAUGGACCUGACAGCGACGAAGAGGUCGAUGAUAAUGAGGCGGAUUUCUACGAAGAAGAUUUCCAGCAAACGAAGCGGAGCUCAUUCGAGGAAAACCCCAUGGGCGAUACUGAGGAUCUGGACGACGAUUUUGAGUUUGAUCGAGAGCUUCGCGUGCUUCCGCAAAGUACUCUUGAUAGCCAAAAAACGCGUAGUUCAAGAGAGAAUGCUGAUCAACGGAAGAAAGUAUUUCGAACCAGAGGAAAAGAGUCCAAGAAGACCGCAUCUCAAGCAAAAAAUGUUGCUUACGACAGUGGUAUGGACAGCCCACGCUCAUCUCAUGAACGAAACAUUUCCCGAAAUCGUCACCUGGUCUCGGUUGAUGACAAUAACGCCUCAAAUUUUCUAGUUGAAACAAUUGACUUGCCUCCUGGUGUCGAGCGAACCAUCUUAAUAUGGUACUCACCCGUUUCGAGCAGCAAUUUGGAAGGGAUGUAUGGCGAAAACGCAGAUGCAGUGGAUCUCAAAGCUGCCCGUUUGACUAAGCAAACGUUUCGUGUAUCAUUUCGGUGCUUUCUUAUGCAAGGCGCGUGGCAACAAGCUCAAUCCCGUGUAUAUGACCGAACUCUCGGCAAAUCGAUUCAUAUCCGCGCACGUACGUGCACAUCUAUAGUGACAGUGACGCCAUCAAUAUUGCACUUGGGUGAUUGCAACAUUGGAGAACUUAAGAGCAGUUCGUGUAUGCUGACAAACCAUUCCGAGUUGCCAACGGUUGUGAAACCGCUAGUGACGUCCAAAGUGAUCUCGACGGUCCCAAACGAUGACAUGAUGCUAGGUCCGAAGCAGUCAAUUGAGCUCAAAAUUGAGAUUAUUCCGCGGAAGACCAAUCCCAACUAUUCUCGACUUGUAUCUAUCACCAAUAUGAAGAAUAAGAGCAAUGUUUCGCAAAUCUGCGUGCGCUCGAGCAAUAUGGACGCGCAUCAUGUGAUCUACCACUCACUAUUCUACAAACUCUUGACCCAAUCGAGGUCCGCGUUCCUAAACUUUGAACAGGUGACGAUAAAUUCGGUUGGAGUACAAGUGUUUGAUUUGGAAAAUAUUACAAACGCUCCGCUUCACUUAAAUAUUGGCAGCUCAGCUCCAUCCAAGCUUCGGUUGUACUGUAUGAAGCAUCCAUUCGCUGAUGUGGCAAACCCGGCAAUGUCUUUAAAUAACGGCGAGGAACGCGAUGAAGAAAGCAAAGUUUGUGUUUCGCCAGCGGCUUCAAGUUUGCAAAAUAGUGGUAGUGGCACUCCCAGCAACGUUUCAACGCAAAUGAGUCAGCCGCCUGCUGGACGGACUGUUCGUCGACGCAGGUCGUUUUGCAGUGUCUCGGACCUGGCCGAUGGGAAAACGAACCUGAAGAGAGGAAAACCUACAGCACUUCGAGAAUUGUUAACGAAAAAGCUGGCUGAACUCUCAGUAUCUCAAACCAGCAGCCAAUCGUCAGCUUCCUCGAACGGUACGAGCAGUAUUGCUAGAUCGGCUUCUACUCAGCAUUUUGAGAGUGACAAAGGUCGUCAAGAGCGACACAAUAUUAGUGGUUUGCAAAGUCGAGGGUACCUGUCGCAAGGGACAGCUGGUGAGAGAAAGCCUUUGGAAGGAGCAUCUAAUGCAUCAUUACUGACGCCUGCAGACUUGGUUGCAGAUAGAAGAUUUUCAGAAGAGGUGGCAACCCUCCUGCAGCUAUUUGCAAAAUCGCGCGCUGAUUGUGAUGCGUAUUGCCAUAGCUCGCUACCCUCGAAAGAAAAAGAGGAGGAGAUUGUGGCGAUGGUUCAGGAGCGCACCAAACGUCUACAGGCUCUUCUUGCUGAUAAAAGGUUAACAUUGCUGAGUUUCAACAAGGAGAAGAACGUAAGGGUCCCAGCAAAGUCGCGCCUACGGAUUGUAGCUGUAUUGAGCCCUAUGGCUCCUCAAACAACAGCUACUAAGGAUGUUGCAAAGAUUCGAGUUGAAAGACAUAAGAUAAUGAUCGCACUACCACCUGGUGGGAAUAAAAAAGCAGUCACGGAAGGAUCAAAGCUCGAUCAAAACAAACUGGUAUGGGCUGCAUCAAAGCACCCGUUCGAUACACGGUCGUCCGUGAGAGAAUUGCUGCUUAAGAGUCGAGUGUGUCGCUCGGUGAUGAAUGUGAACCAGAAGAACAUUAAUUUCGGUCGUAUUGCGACGUCUUCAAAAAGCUCAAAGAGGUUAGUUGUACAGAACAUGUCUCCUAUACCUCUCGUGUACAGCGUGGAAAAAACAGGCUCAAUUUCAUCAGGAUUUUUACAGAUUAAGGAGGGAAAGGUUGGAGUGGUCAAAGCCUUCGGUGCGAAAGAAAUUUGCUUCCAGUUUCAACCAACACUGGCUGGCCCUUUUGAAGAGAAGUUGAACAUUAUCAACGUUCAAGACGUGGAAAACUCGGUUUCGGUUACAAUAAAAGCGAAAGUUGUCAAGCGGGAAACGUUCAAGCUUUUGCAGUCAGGCCAAACGAUCUUGUUGGGAAAAUGCAUCGUGGGCGAAAAGACCGAAGAGGUGAAGAUUGCUGUCCGUAACACAAGUCGAAAGAAACGGGAGUACGUGAUCCAGGUGGACCCAAGCUUUACAGUCCCAAGCUUGCGGCCUACAUUCUACUUCUCGGUUGACGAGAUACCGGCAACCGUGAUUACGCAAGCGCAAGAAAAAAAGCUGGAUGAGGAGCUAGAGAAAUUGGAACACAAGCUGCGCAUUGCGGUAACGAAGAAGAAGACGGAUAAAAUCGUCAAAUUAAACGCCAAGAUUUCACAAGUCAAGGCUUUAUUGUCGGGCGAACAAAUACUACAUGCGCUAGGGUCACCAACAGAUAGUGACGGAGAAACGACAGGAAGGUCAGGAGGGAGUGGCGAGGUGGGAGGAUUUGAUCCGUACGACAGUGCCAACAGUGAGUCGGAACUUUCGGAGUUUGAAUCAAGCUCACGGUCUUGGCGUCGCAGUUUGAGGCAGCCCGACAAAUCGGUGAUGGAUGUGAAACCCGGACUGUUGUCAUCUACUUCAAGUAACACCAAUACCUUACACUUUUCCCUCGGAGCUGAGGCGACUGGGAGAGUUGUAGCGUAUGCAAUUUUUAAUCCUCUGAAGUGUGGCGACAGCUCGCCAAAAGCUGGAGAGGACGGUGACAAGCAUGGUGUUCACCAAAGUCAAAAAAUGAAAAAGCACCAGCUAUGUCGGGAUGCAACACCGGCUGUAGGCGUGGGAAAGUUUCUUCUCUUUGAGCAACAAAACAAGGACGUGGUCAAGGAACUUCAGUAUAACGCCGAAAUCUUCUUGCGAACACCUGCAGGCAAAAAUGCAUACUGCCGCGCUGUUGGCCGAAAGCCUCCAUCUGUGCUUCCCCCGCAUCCAAAGACCGGAACAGUGCCUUCUAUCGUGGACGAGGGUUUGCUGGAGAGCCGUGCAGGGAAACCGCGUGGCAUUAGUGGUGGUUCUGUUUCACGCUAUGAUGAUGUCUUACCAUCAUUGACUGCACCAGUCGAGACUAAUUCUGCUGCGGUGGAGCGUCGCCGCAAUUUAACGAUUCAAAUACCUGAUUCGGGUAAGGUGACACAAAGACUGAAUGUGGCUAUAACCCCCAAUCAAUUUGGUAAGUUCCCCACUAGCUCAAGCCUGCUAGUUCCUGCGGAAGAAUCACCGUCAGAUAAUCAUGGCUGGUCGAUGAUGGUAUCGCUGGAUUCUCUCUCGAACAAAGAUUCAGCAGUUGUGGAGGUUGCAUGGAAUCCAGUGGGCACUUUUAAGAACGUGUUGGCGUUUACGUGUGAUGUCGUUCCUCCUGAUUUCUUGGUACAGGAUGAUAUGAACACAAGGACUGGCGAGAUUGAGGUUUGUGGUCGAGUGCUGCUUCCUCUGAAGCUGAAUAUCCCUGUGGAUCGCACGGUGAACUUGAAUGUAAAAUGGUGUUUCACUAGUGAUGCGGGAUUUGCAUCGUCAACUCCCUUGGCAUCUUGUGUGAGUCGGUCGGUUUUGGAGAGCGCAUCUGAAGCUGCGGAACUGAAUGCAGGUACGAUCGACUUUUUCUAUCACUCGAGCAACUCGAUUCCGCAGGAGCAUGUUAAGGAUUCGACGCCGCGUACUCCGAUAUCGUCAGUUGACGUGGCGAUUGUUAAAGCUGUACAACGGUCGCUAUGUUUUGAAGUUGAAGCGCUUGACUUAGGAGAGCAUCAGCAAGGGGACGAAAUACGAGGCAAAGUUGUUAUCCACAACAGGUCACACCAAGUUCUACAGUACCUUUUGUUGGCCGGGUCUCGUGAUCAAACUGGUGGGAGCAUAUUAUCAUCCGUCUCUCCGUUGCUUGUUGGAGGCGAUAUGACGUUCGAGAAUGCAACGGGAACUGUGCAAGCAGGGUCGUUCGUGACAGCAGCAUUUGUAUACAAGGGUAGUGUGCCGGGACACCACAAUGAGCAAAUUGUAUUGCGGAAUCUCAGUGGUGAUCGUCUGGACACGUCAGUAUUGACAUUGUCGGUACGUAUUGUUCGACCGGUGUAUGUUCGAAUUCCUGAAUUGGACCCCCAAGUGACAGGGCAGCUGGAAAUUCUUGACUUGGGCCCGUGCUAUGUUACACCUGAAAUGCAAGACAUAGCUGUAGACAGUCCAAAUGUGUCUCUUCGAUUCAGCAAAGUUCACAAACUUACGUUGCAUAGUCAAGUUGAGGACAGGCUGGUUAUAUGUGCUUCAUCGAAUUUAAAGACUCAGUGCUACGUGUAUGAAGACGCGCGCCUGCAGCGUGAGGCAAUUCACGUUGUAAUGAAUGGAAUGCAGUCUAUUGAUCUAUACGUGGCGAUUCGCCCACGACUGUCUUUAGACGCUAUUAAAACAGGAUCCACUCGAGAUUUGGUGGGUGGCAUUCGCGUCCAGCUUUUUGGACUGUUGGCAAAAGGUGAUACACCAGAAGGCGAAAAGAGUGAGAUGCUGGCCGAGUUUACUGUCAAGUUUAUUGGUGUGGCUGGUGCGAGUAUUGCACAUGUUACGCCGUCAUUGGUCGACUUUGGCGUUGAAUAUAACAGUGGUCAAAUGCAAACGUGUCAAACACACGAGGGUCAGUUUGAACUGAUCAACAUGAGUAAGGCACUUCCCUUGGGAUAUCGCCUAUUUGUGACGAGUGCGACAGACGGCUACUCGGAUGAUGAUGAUUCUCUGCAUGUAUCAUUGAAACACGAAAAGGGGGAAAUUCCAGCGGGCGAAACAGGAAUAAUCGAGUUUCGGGUGAUGGCAUACUCAAACGGACUAUAUCGUCGUCGUAUAAUGGUGGAAAAUACUUACUAUCCUGGAAAAGUCAGUUUUGUCGACGUCUUACUUUUCGUGGAUAGUGGCGCACUGAGUUGCGAAAUCGCAGGGUCAGACACAAAUGACUAUCAACGCCUUGAGGAGAAUAUUCGUGCACCUUGUAAUGUGAUGAACGAGUCGGCAACAAUCCAUACUAUAGACUUGGGCCUUAUUAACGUGAUCAGACUAGAGGACGAAUUGUCGGACACCAUGUCUGUUUCUGGAGAAAAUGAACCUGCCAGCCGCAAAUACCGGAUUAAUGGUGAACACAGCAAUGGGUUAUUUAUCGAAGCACAGCCUACUGCGUUUAGUAUGUCGCGUUUACCUGGUGAGAAAACCCUUGUGUUAACGAACGCAACAGACCGGAGCAUGGUGGUGCGCCCCGUAAGUACUCUUCCGCUGACAUUUCAAUGGAAAGGCAAAGAAGACGUACCCAAUAGCUCGGACGUAGAGCAAAGUCCGUUAUUGGCUCGAUUCGCCUCGACACAGGAUGCGCGAAGGCUAUGCAUGCCGCCGAUGGGGGGCGUUGCGCCACGAAAUGGACCAGCAAGCGUAUGCUGCGGUGAGCCGUUUACUUUAGAGGCAAAGAGCACUUACUCGCUUUCGUUUCGCUUUGCAUCGAUCGCUGCAACUGCACCAUUGCCUGUGGAUACUAUCGAGGGCGGAAAGCUGUACCCACUUCGAGGUAUGAUUGGAAUCCAAAGUUUUGAAAGCAAUGAGAGCGAGGAUGUGGGAGAUGCGUGCACUUUGAAGGUAGUAAAUAUCUAUGGUUCUUAUGGCGAACCGCGCUUUCACAUUGCUGAAAAACGCAUUGCAUUGGGAAAAAUUGGCUACACCCUUGGGUGGAAAUCAUCAACAUUCGAAGUCUCAGUGAAAAAUGUAUCCGACGUGGCGGUAUCAUUUGUGAUUGCCAACUUGCCAGAUUUCAUUCAUUUGCGCAACGCCCGCAACGCGAGUCGCAUCCAAUUUUACGAUAAGGGUGAUCAAAAUUCAGUGGAUCAGGUCCCAUCACUUCAAAUGCUUGCACUGCAAGCCGAAAAGCAGCUAGACAAUGCAAGCACUUCACGCUGGAGUGCGUGGAAACUACAACCUAGGGCCACGUGCGUACUCGACAUGGAACAAGUGCGAACGAAGAAGUUUCUUGCUCCAGGCUUCCAUGAAUUUCCGCUCCACUUUUUUAAUUUAUACAAUCCCCGCAACCACGAAGACGUGUUGGUUCAGGCGCACAUUAUUUCCAGUUACGCGAAACUGGUAGUAGACCCGGAGAGCUCCGACUAUGAGGCGGAGCCGGCCGAGUCAAAUGAGCGUCAUGUCGCUUUCCUUCCACCAGUCACGGUGCCUACACCACAUGAAGCUCCUCACCGUGCCAACUUCUGGUUUUCGCUACGAAAUGUGUACGACGAAGAAUUGAGUGUAAAGCUUUCUUCUCAAACACACAGUCCGUUUGACCGAACAAUCGAGCUACUUUUAAUGCUUCGUUCAGCAAAUACGCCAUUGACCUCGAUUUUAAUUGCGCCCGGAGAAUCAGUGGAUAUUCGCGUUGUGUGUCAUGUUCUUUCGUCUGCUCGUCUAUCGGCUGAUAUGUGGUCUGCUGGAGGCAACAACAGCCCUACGUCCGAAACUCUGGAUCUGGGACGCGUUUGGCUCGAUAUCAGCAUUCACGAUAUGGAGGACACUGCCCAGCGUAAAGAGGUUCACGUAAAGGGGAAGCUGUUGCCGGGCAAAACUUUCCUGUUGUCUGCAUCUAAUCUUCACUUUUUUGCCACAGCGACAGAUUUACCGGCAAAUAUUCCUGUUGGUCAACUGCCACCGUCUUUGAAAAAAUCAACACCUGGAGCCAGCAGAGAUUCUUCUCAGAUCACAUCGCCUCGAAAGUCGCAGCAGACCACAACUUGUGUUGUCCACCAACUGCUAAACUUAUUUGAAAGCUUUUGGGUGCGCAAUCCGUCAACGUCGGAAGUGUUAAACUUCGUUAUCGACCCCAUCGCUAUGUAUCAGCCCGGGCUUUGCCUCGUCGAGGGUUCGGCGGAGGCAGAAAUGUGUGCCAUUAGUGAAUGGGUUCAAGCGAUAGCAGUACCUUCUUCAGGAACUAUUGCGCCAAGUGAAUCUGUGAAAAUCACUGUUCAUCUCGAAGAAGCGGCUCCUAGAAACAUAGAUUCGUUUCGCGAUGGAAAUGAUAUCAGUGUAUCGGGAAAAAUGACACCUCUGCACAAGAUGCGCCAUAACCCAAGCUGGCGGAGCAAUUCAUGGGAUGCAGACAGCCUAGAAUCGUUGCCGGAUGAGAACGGACAGAAUCACAUGUUCUUGACUGUGCGUGAUGCCGACUCGAACCUAGGUACUGAAGUAUCGACAGAGAUUAAUGUGCUAUUGGUACUGCAACAGCAGAGCUCCUCGGGAGACAAUGGCAAACAAGGUGGUGUUAUUCUAGACAAAGCUCUAAUCACUGCAGCAUUCGAUGCUCGUAAUAAUCGGCUCGCGCAAUCCCGAAAACUAUGCUCCGGGCCUGCUUUGGAGACUCAUCUGGAGAACAAGCUAUUUGAUCAAUCGGAGUCGUCUGGUUUAGAUAAUUUUGAGGAGUUCGAUAUCUCCUUGAUUCGUUCCGGGUCAGUGGGGCGAACUAAUCACUUACCUGUAUUGGCUAUUCGUGGCUGUACGCCAGCAGAGUAUUCAUCGCUAGAGAGUACGCGAUAUUUGAUUGAUGUGGGCCAGCACACGGUUCGAAAUGGUGGAGAAGUAGAGUGGGAGAUAACGAUUGAGAGCCUUUACAGCAGCGUUGCAGAUCCUGGUCUUGAUUCUAUCGAGUAUCGUCUCCUGCUCGUUGAUAAGAAUGCGCGAUCAUGGUUGCAGCUCAGUCAUGAACGUGGUACACUAGACAGAGCACAUAGCUACCAGAGCGUGGUGCUUUAUUUCCUUCGAGGUGUUGUGGGAGUGUAUAUGACCUUCCUGGUGCUUCAGAAUUUGGCAAACCCAUCCGAUCUGAAGGUGAUUCACGUGAGACUGGAAGUGAUUGCAGAUCUACAUUCUCUGCGUGGAAUGUCGUCUGAAUUAGAUCCUAUGACAAAUUUAUUCCGUGUGCUUGUGUCAAAUCAUGGCAACCCUAAACGGCCUCGUGGAUCCAGUAUUGAGAUGCCCCCAGAAAGCACUCCGAGCGGUGCUCAACGAUUGACGAUUGACUUCAGUGAAGUGUAUUACUACAAGCUUUACCAGAAUCACUCGAUAGUGAUAGAAAACUCGUCUGGCCUAAGCCUUGACUUCAUCCUGUCAACUAAUGCUAGACCACAGGAGGUGAGCUUUUCUGUCACGCCAAUGUCAUUCAACGAGGUGACUACGGUCACCCUCGGAGCUCAUGCACGCAUGCAAGUAUUUCUGCAUUUCCGACCCCAACCCAAACAAAUUUCUCUGCUUGGAGCUAGCGAUGCGGUCGACAGUGAAGUGAACGAUCCCUGGGUGCGUGAAAUUGAGGUCUAUGUAAGCUGCCGACUGGUGAAGGAUUUCAGGGAGACGGUCGUCUUGCGCGCCAUUUGCAGCCAACCUCAGUUGAUGGUGAAGGUAGUGAAUGGUGAAACCAACGAGUCUCCUUCACAAAGAGAAACAUACUUUUCGGCCCAGCCGACAUUCCUUGGCUUGGUCUUUCCGAUGCUGGAAUCAACCCUUUCAAUUCCGGGUCUGUCCGCAAAAGCUGCUGAUGAAACCCAGAAGUUUCUAAUUGUGCGCAAUACCAGGAGUGACACGAAUGCUCGACUGGCGCUGCGCAACGACAGUAUGUUUUUCAGUAUAGCGAUUGAUGAAAGCUUGACUCAAUCUAGUGCCGUCACGGUAGACUUACUGAAUCACGGCGUCUGUUCUGGACGAAGGCCAACGCUAUUGGUGACCGUACAACCUCAAAGUGUUGCAGUAUUUCGGGUAAAACUUGAUGUUACAGCUUUAUGGAAGCACCAUCAACUUUGGGACCAUAGCGUGAAAGAGCACAUCACGCUGUACAAUAUCAGACAGUUCGCGGAGCAUUACCAAGUUACUCUUUGUUUCACAUGCAGUAACGUUGCGAGUUUCUACGUCCCGCCGAAUAUCACCGAGAGCUACCCCAUCUCGGCACUUGAAGACAUCGUUGCAAAGUUUUUGCAGAAUUAUGAGUGCACUUGGAAGUGGCUGAUUUCGUAUCACGAAAAAUUAUUGACAUCGCAAGUUUCACCGAAGCACUCGCCCAGUCAACUACCCCCAUCACCAGCGCCAAAGCUGGCAGAGAUUCUAAAUGACCUUGAAAGCGUGUUAGAUCUGGCGUCGCCAUUGAGCCCUCGCAAUCUCACGCAUGCGGCAAUGCAGACUUUUGAGGAAGCGAAGAGUGUUCAAGCAGCACCCAGUCGAGACGAUCUCUACCAGUUAGUACAGUCGUAUCGAGCACUGUACUUCGACUUCUAUUACAUUACGGACGAGCUGGUAUGGCAUGGCGUACGUGGGAAUGCUGUGCGACACAGCCUAGCGCUUGCCGACCUUGCCUAUGGUGUCGUGUUCAACCAUGAGGUCUUCCAGUCAUUUGUUGCCGACGCACAAAGCGGCAGCGACCCUGCGGACGUCAUAUCGCUCCCUCGCCUGCUGCUUCCGUGGAUCCGGCAGCUAGGACAUUUCCUCAGCUACUUCCCGGAGAACCAAGAAGCCACUCAGCCGCUCCGGCAAGUGUAUGAUCGUCUACGGAAAUUCGAGGCUUGCUAG
This is a messenger RNA of Peronospora farinosa, 11475 nucleotides long. The record is from the annotation of a GenBank genome assembly. Lineage: Eukaryota; Oomycota; Peronosporomycetes; Peronosporales; Peronosporaceae.